Messenger RNA from Ectocarpus sp. CCAP 1310/34, 2719 nucleotides. NCBI's taxonomy places the organism in Eukaryota, Phaeophyceae, Ectocarpales, Ectocarpaceae. The record is from the annotation of a GenBank genome assembly.
CCCUUGCUCACUCCAUUUCACCGCUCGUGGUCCCUCGCCUACCAACUUGGCAGCUGUUGCGAGAUAUUAGUACAUCAGGAAGGGCCUCUCUUUGAGGAGACUUUGGGAAUCGGGUGCGCUGGACUGGAGGCAGGCAGACAGGGGAAAAGGGGGUGAAAAUCGAGAACUUAUUUGCUUGAUUUUGGGGUCCGCUCCUCUCAAAGGCGCGGCGACGAGGAGCGAGCAGAGGGCACGCCGUUCGGUAGAGACAGGGGGGUGGAACGAGAGCACAAGAGAGGGAAGAGACAGGGCGGUUGGCUGGGUGAUGCGCAGCAGCGAGAAGAACAAGGUUGGGGGCGGCUUUGCGGGACUCUUUCGGUGGAAAAAGAGCCCAACAAACGCUACGGCCUUCGACGUUACCGAGCCCGUGUCCAAGACUCCGAACUUGACUCCCGUGGUCCGGCAAGAGGUGAUGGUAGACCCUCCCACGUCUCGCGAGCUCAAGUACGAGUGCAUCAGCGAGUCACCGGCAUACAAAGGGUGGAGAAGUAUUCUCCGACGGAAAAUCCGGGGGCCGCAGGGCAAGAUUCGAUCGUAUGACGUCAUCACCCAGGAGCACCCGUCCGUUCUCGUCUUCACGUGGGAUACUCAGACCAACACGACGACGAUACUAAAGGAGUAUUACCCGGGGAUGAACCGCCUCAUGUACGGCGUCGUGGGCGGCAACUACGAGGCGGACAAGCACACGUCGGCGUUACAGGCCGCUGCCUGCGAGCUGGAGGAGGAGGCGCAUCUCCACGAGGGCACCUGGUACGCUCUGAUGAAGGACGAGAGGACGGUGGCCGGGGCGGGCAAGUAUUCGACGCAAGUGUUCCACUCGUACCUUGUCGUCGACCCCGUGGUGAAGGGCACGCCGAGAGGGCUUGACGACGGGGAGUUCAUCGAGUACAUCCGAGGCGUUUCCCUGGAAGAGGUGCGCGCGAUGAUUCACUCAGGGGACAUGAGCGUAACAUCCGGGUUUGCGGCUCUCAUGGCCAUCGAGAAGCUGCGGGAGCUGGGACACAUUAUGUGAUCCAUUCCCGCCGUAAGUUUUGCUGUGUUUUUCGUGUGUUUGGGUCUCUCUGCCGUUUCUUAUUUUUGGUGUUUUACAAAAUAUAUGAAUUUGUUGUGCUGUACUUUUGUACUCUUGCAUGGAAGUGGUUGAGGGUGGUCAAGGGGGGGGGGGGACAAGCAUGCUUUUUUCGUGGAAUGACCACCCGCCGACCGUUUGUUCGAGGUGUUUGGGGGGCAACAGGGGGGGGGAAGGGGGUGAACAAGAGACGAUGCGGUUGAAUUCACAGCUCGCGGGAGGAAACGGGCGGAAUGUGUGUGGGCUUGGUCCCAGACAGACGUGCGACCCGCACCCGGUGGCACUGCUGUACGGUUAUCCGAGGCAUGCAGCGAAGUUUGCGGAGCUUGGCUCUCGCGAUAUGUGGCUUCAUGUCUCUGUACCUCGUCCCCAGUGGUCGCUCACACACUUGCGCGUGUGACUUCCUUCGGCGGUUAUAUUUCGCGCCCUCCGCUCGCCGCCCACGGACAAGGCUGCCCCCCCCCCCCCCCCCCCNCCCCCCCCCCCCCCCCCCCCUUACCCCCUGGUUGUUGAAUCGCCCGCUCCCGCGGCGGUACCUGAACUGUUGUGUUUGGUCAUCGGUGUUCACUGGGCGAGUGUUGCUGUGUUUUUUUUUCGUGUUUCGUCCACCCUCGCGUCUCUCGAUGGCUUUGGUCUUUCGACGUUGUUUUGUUUGUGUGUAUUUUUUCGUUUCUUCUGCUUGCUGUGCCUUAAGCCGAGGUGUCUUGUUGCGGUCAGCCGCCAGAACGAGGGACAGUAUUGCUAUGGUGGGAAUUUACACUCCAACCAGCUGUAAUGGCGGCUGAUGAUGAAAAGGCCUUGGCAGCGUUGUCGAGGGGGUCAUUCUCGGCUAGAAUCGGCGCGAGGGUACUUUUUUGCCGACUUGGAAAACCUCAAUAAGGCAUGUUUGUUUCUCGGAGAGAGGGGGUAGGGUAUGGGUCGGGAGUUUGUCGAUAUAUUUGUCCCCGAUUCCAGCGUAUGCCAGGAGGAUGAGAAUACGGAGAGGGCACUUUUCCAAUCGUUCCCUCGAUUUCGGUUUCGGGUGAGACCGUGCGCCUCCGGCAGCGGCGGUGGCGGCGGCAACCUUUCGUCUAAUUGGUUGUUUCUGAUAUAGAACGCCCGAUAGUUUGUUAAGGAUCAGGGAGGAAAAUUGUUUUUUGACAAACGAAUUAAGGAUUAUUGACCUGUCAUGAUACAGGAGUGGGUGUCAUGGGAAAAAUGAGACCCAGGCACGGUAGGAAACCUUUCGCGCACAGCCCCUUGUGGAUUGUUGUUGGGCUUGACCAGUUCGGAAGUGGACGGAUGUGUGCUGGGACGCGGGUUCGACCACGCUCUGUAUUCCCCCGAACGCGUGCAGCAUGGUUUUGGCGAGAUGAAGGAAGACAGGGGUUGAAGUGACGAUAGAACGGUUUUGUUCGCCAGUGCCAUUCUUGGCUUGGGGUCGUCGUUGUUGUAGUGUGAGGGAAAAUGUUAUGAGGGGAACAGGCGGGGAGAAGGGAGGAAUGCAGGCUUGAGACGGAAGGACAGGUGAUAUCAUGCGCGAUGAGUGUGCGUAACAUGCGACAAUAACGGCAGUUUAAUGUGUCAAACCGAACGCAUUGCGUCCUUUGAACAACCUCUGGAGGACUGCAU